AUGGUAGCACAGAAAAUUUCGUGGGAGUCCAUUCAGGGGAAAGAGCAUCCUACUUUGUCGUUAGCGUAUGUCAGCAACGGCCACGUCUUUACCUCAGGAAUCAUCGGCUCCAACUACGGAACCGGUGAAACGCCAGAGAAAGUAGAAGAUCAAGUGCACUUGGCCCUCAAAAAUUUGAGUGAUACCCUAGCUGCAGCUGGCGCUUCCCUGGACAAAGUAUUCAAAGUCACAAUGUUUAUAUCUCACGCGGACUAUUCCAAGAGUGUCAACGAGAUAUAUGCUACAUAUUUCCCUCAAAAGCCAGCACGGAGCUGCGUUAUAGUUGCCUUCAUGGACGCUGCUAUAAAGUAUGAGAUUGAAGCCAUAGCCACGUUAGAUUAA
This is a messenger RNA of Lachancea mirantina, 381 nucleotides long. NCBI's taxonomy places the organism in Eukaryota, Fungi, Ascomycota, Saccharomycetes, Saccharomycetales, Saccharomycetaceae. The record is from the annotation of a GenBank genome assembly.